UUAGACGUUAGUUUUAGGCCGCAGCGGUUUUCCCGCCGCGUCAUCGGAUACUGGAAGUUUCGGUCAAGUUCGCCAAAACUCCCUCUAAUCCUUUCCCUCCCUUUUAACCUGCUGCGUUUCCGGAGCAAUUGACCGGAAAAAAAAUGGCGUCGGCGGCAAAGGUGUGCGGUGGCUCCGCCGUGUCGCACCGUCGCUCUCUCAACACGUUCCCGAGCCGUGUAUCUUUCCAAAGCGUCGAACCCCCACGAGUCCGGUUCGUACCGAUGGCUGUCGUGAAGAGAAACCCUAAGCGUCUCAAAUACUCUGCUCCUCGCUUUACCAAGGAGGAUGGAUUGGUUUAUGUCAAGGUUGAUCCAUCUGGGGAAGAUAGUUGGAAAUUGGAUCCAGUUGUCGAACUUCUGAAAGAGGGAGCUGUUGGAGUCAUCCCUACUGAUACCGUGUAUGCAAUAGCAUGUGAUAUGAAUAGUCACUCAGCAAUUGAGCGCCUACGAAGAAUUAAAAAUAUUGAAGCUUUGAAGGCAAGAACUUUGGUUCUCUUUGGUCUCUUACCUUUGAUGUUCUUACAGAGUCUUGGCUGGCAUUGAACUAACCGCUGGACAGGACAUGUUAAACACUUGUUGCCUCCACUUGAUUUGAUGGUGCAUGCCAAAAUGUGUCUUACUAUUGGUUGUAAUACCUUUGCUUACAUAAUUGCAAUACUAGAGGUUUAUAUGCUUGCUGAUGUCUUUCUGUUACUUGUGCAGCCCCUUAGUAUAUUGUGCCGUUCCUUCCGGGACAUAGAUACAUACACAACGGGAUUCCCUUGCGGUAAUAAUCAAGGUGGUACAGACAUAUUUCGAGCCGUGAAGCAUUGCUUACCUGGGCCUUAUACCUUCAUCUUAACUGCAAGUAAAGAAUUACCAAAGCAGUGCAGAAGAUAUGGCGCUACAGCAUCCAAAUUCGCACACCGGAAAAAUGUAGGUGUUCGCAUUCCUGAUGAUGCUGUAUGUCUAGCCAUUCUAGAGAAGAUGGAUGCACCAUUAAUAUCAACAAGUGUCAGGUCCCCAGAGGAAAAUGGGUGGAUAAUUGAUCCAGUUGUAAUAGCUGAUGUGUAUGGACCAGAGGGUCUUGAUUUUGUUGUCGAUGCUGGUGUUAGAGUGGCUGAUCCAUCGACAGUAGUUGAUAUGACUGGAAGUUUCCCAAGAAUUAUUCGGCAAGGGAAGGGGCCUAAACAACCAUGGAUGGUAGAAGACGAUGAUAAAGAUGCUGAUGCAAAUAAAGUGUAGCUCAUUCCCUUUUUCAGAGCUUAAGUUUUGUCGAUAGAGUUGAUGGUCUGAGUGGUGGUUUUGUAUGUUCAGAGUAUAUAGUUCAGCAUUAUUCAGUUCAAAUGCACCAUUGUAAAUCAACUACAGCGAAUCAAUUAGUGCAUUCCAUGCCAUCCACUUAAAUAUCACGUCAAGUCUAAUCA
Messenger RNA from Rhododendron vialii, 1447 nucleotides. RefSeq lists its product as uncharacterized. Gene Ontology annotation, molecular function: double-stranded RNA binding. The transcript is spliced from 8 exons. Bases 636 to 1265 code for a protein of 209 amino acids. The record is from RefSeq and is a predicted model, not a curated record. NCBI's taxonomy places the organism in Eukaryota, Viridiplantae, Streptophyta, Magnoliopsida, Ericales, Ericaceae.